CACUGCAAAGCCCAUCCCUGUCAUCGCCGGAAUCACCUUCGCCGGCUUCGUAGAAUUUGAGCCAGUUCAUCUUUAUACUUACAAUCCAAUCCGAAAUAAAUACAUACAGCCUUUUUAGCUAUCUCUCCCGACUGCAUCUGAGAAGCGGGUCGAAACUCUGAACCCUAGUCGGAACCGAAUUUGGGAUGGCGGAAAGCGUCGUCGUCGAUUAUGGGUCCCGAAACAGCUCCUGUGGAUACUGUAAAUCGGGCGGUCCCACCAGUGCAUCUCACGGAUUAAUGGCUAUCAGACUGAGUGUUGAUGACUAUCAAGCUCUUCUUGAUAGGGGGUGGAGAAGGUCGGGAUGUUAUUUGUAUAAGCCUGAGAUGGAAAGCACAUGCUGCCCAUCUUAUACCAUACGCAUCAAAGCUGAUGAUUUUGUUCCAUCCAAAGAGCAAUGCCGAGUAACGAAACGGAUGGAAAGGUUUUUGGAAGGCAUAUUAAGUAAACAACCACAAGAGUUAAUGGACUCUCCAACUACAUCUGAAGCAAAGGAGCCUCAUCCAAAUGUCGGCGAUGAAAAAAACCAUUCUGAGCAGUUUAUGCAUUAUCUGUCGGAACAGAUUGACAAUUCUGUUCAAACAUGUGUUCAACAUGGUGAGAUUCCCUCCGAUGUCCAGUUACCAAAAGCAUCCAUUAAAAAAGUUUCACCAGCUACUAAAAGAAAAUUAUCUGCUCAAGGAGUUGAAGAAGAACUCUUAUUUACCAGCAACAUCUCUUUCCAGAUUGUUUCUGUUUUAAGGAGAACCAAAAAUGAUUCUGGAUCAGGAAGUGAAUGUUCUGCCCAACUGACUGCAAAUGAUGUUGCAGAAAAACUAUCUAACCGUUUAAAUCAAUUGAAACUGUCAUAUGGUUUUGCUACUAAAGCUUGCAAUGGUCACAUUAAUUUCUUUUCUUCCAGCAAAUGUUUAAAUCCGGUCAAUGCUCCAGAAAGUGAGAAAGCCAAAAGGUGUACUAAAAGAGGGUAUCUAGAGAUCAAAAGACACAGACUUGAAAUUCGUCUCAAGCGGUCUACUUUUGAUCCUGAAGAAUAUUCAUUGUACAGAAGAUACCAACUCAGAGUGCAUAAUGACGAACCAGACAAGGUCACAGAGAGUUCUUACAGAAGAUUCUUGGUUGAUACACCCUUAGUUUUUGUUCCUCCUACAGCUGACAGAAGUGUUCCUCUUUGUGGGUUUGGAUCAUUCCAUCAGCAAUAUUUGAUUGAUGGGCAGCUGGUUGCUGUUGGUGUGAUAGAUAUCCUUCCAAAGUGCUUGUCUAGUAAAUAUUUAUUUUGGGAUCCCGAUUUCGCCUUCUUGUCUCUGGGUAAGUACUCAGCCCAGCAAGAGAUUAGGUGGGUUAAAGAGAAUCAAGUGCAUUGCCCGAGUCUCCAGUAUUAUUAUCUUGGCUAUUACAUCCAUUCCUGCCACAAAAUGAGAUAUAAAGCUGCUUACAGACCGUCUGAGCUUCUCUGCCCUCUUCGCUAUACGUGGGUUCCAUAUGAGAUUGUAAAACCACUGCUAGAUAGAAAACCCUGUGCAGUUCUUUCUGAUUAUACCACCCAAGAUGGAGGGCCAUUGCCACCCAGUCUGCUUGAAAGUAAUGCUGAGGAACAAUGUGAUGAUCAAGUUCCGGAGGGAUCAAAUGAUGUAUUUGUCGAGGCAGAUGAGGAAAUGGCUGAAUUUGAGUUUGAAGACAGCGAUGAUGACAGAGAGGACCAAAGCACAAGUGGUACGGUGUCGGGGGAUAUAGAAGAUGGAGAUGUUGGUGGCAUUUUAGUUGGGCUAAACGGGACUCUUUUGAGGUUCGAGGUUCUACAACAAGCAUUUGGUCCCAAAUCAAGGCAGCGUAUGACAGCGCAUUUGCAAAAAUACAGGAGAAUUGUGGGAAGAGAGCUCUCUGAGAAGAUGGUUUACUCAUUGGACUGAUGAUAUAUGUCAAUAGUCUCCCAAAAUAUGUUGUAGGCAUUUUACACUCCUCACCCCAUCUCUAUUCAUUAGGGUAGUGUUAAGGUCAGUGUCCUCUAGCCUCUGACCCUUGGCACUAGGCAUCCCUUAAGUGGUAGCUUAGAGCCGAGCGUCUAAUCUGGUAGACGGCUAAUCGGAGCCUAGUACCUAAGUUGGAAUUCUAAGAACCUUUGGAUUUAUGGGAUUUGUUUGGUUUUGUCUCUUGUUGUCUCUAAAGUGAGAAGUGUUUCUGGGAUGUCCAAAAAGAGAGAAUGAAGUUUGUCGGACGAAGAGAUUACAACUCUUCAGUUGUACAAUUGUAUUUUUGUUUCAUUUGCUUUAGCAACAGAGGCUCUAUUUGGUAGUCAAAAUUGUCUCUCAAAUGCUUGGGAGUUUUAAUCUUUGUCAUUAUAGUAAAAAAAUUGUUAACAG
This is a messenger RNA of Cuscuta campestris, 2396 nucleotides long. The record is from the annotation of a GenBank genome assembly. Lineage: Eukaryota; Viridiplantae; Streptophyta; Magnoliopsida; Solanales; Convolvulaceae.